AUGGCUGGUGGUGCUCCUGGUGCCAACUACCGCGGCCGCGGUGGCAAGUUCAAGAAGUACACCCGUGGUGGCGGCAAGCACUUCUCCCGCGACCUGCGCCCCGUCGACUCGGAAGGCAACGAAAUCAGCAUGUGGGCCGCCGGCGCCAAAGAAAAGGGCAGCGCCAACGCGUCCUCGGACGAAGAGGAGGAAGAUGACGACGACGAAGACGACGAGGAGGACGACUCGGCCGCCGAGGACAAGGGCCCCGUGUCGCGCGAGGAGCGCAAGAAGCUGGCCAAGGCCCGCAAGGACGCCGCCAUCGCCAAGAAGAAGGCGCAGGCCGUCGAGGUCGGCGACAUGCCGCCCAGCGACUCGGACGAAGAGGAGUCGGACGACGACGACGACGACAUGCCCGCCAACCCGAACCACUCCAAGGCCGCGCGCAACCAGACCAAGGGCCGCGACCGCCAAGAGCGCGGACGCCGGCGUCGGACGACGUCACCGAGGGCGUCAAGGGGCCCGGCGGCGCCGCGACCGCAAGGAGCGCGAGAGCGCCGAGGCCCUCGUCGCCAAGGAGAAGUACAGGCCGCGAGGCCGAGGGCGCGCGUCGGGCGGUACCACACUGAUAGGAUGCAGGCCGAGAAGGAGGAGCGUGACGCGCAGGAGGCCGCUCGCAAGACCGAGAUUGACGCCAAGGAGGCCAAGAAGCGCGAGGCGGCCCUCGGCAAGAAGACCAGCAAGAAGGCCAAAUGA
Messenger RNA from Verticillium alfalfae VaMs.102, 735 nucleotides. RefSeq lists its product as hypothetical. The transcript is spliced from 4 exons. Bases 1 to 735 code for a protein of 244 amino acids. The record is from RefSeq and is a predicted model, not a curated record. NCBI's taxonomy places the organism in Eukaryota, Fungi, Ascomycota, Sordariomycetes, Glomerellales, Plectosphaerellaceae.